This is a messenger RNA of Electrophorus electricus (electric eel), 1907 nucleotides long. It is a transcript of the gene hmgb3a, whose product is annotated as high mobility group box 3a. The record is from RefSeq and is a predicted model, not a curated record. NCBI's taxonomy places the organism in Eukaryota, Metazoa, Chordata, Actinopteri, Gymnotiformes, Gymnotidae.
CCCGCAGAAGCUUGCUAUACCGUCGCCUCGUCUCAGCGCCAGACGCGCAGAGAGCGCGUUGAGUAGGGAGGCUGAGUUCGCCGUGCAUGCGUCCGACAUUGCGAUGGAAGUUUGGGGAAUGAACAAAAACAACGCAAAGUAACGCGCUAAUUAUGUUUGGGCGGUGGCGACACAAAAGAACAUGGCGGAGAUACAAAAUAUAUCCAGUAUUUUUAUAAGAAGGCGUAAUCAGUAAAGACGUGUGGACACCAGCAUCCUGCUUCUGACUAGAAUGGCUAAAGGGGACCCCAGGAAGCCAAAGGGCAAGAUGUCCGCUUAUGCGUACUUUGUGCAGAUGUGUCGUGAAGAGCACAAGAUGAAGAGCCCUGGGAUUCCUGUUAACUUUGCUGAAUUCUCCAAAAAGUGCUCUGGGCGAUGGAAGGCGCUGUCAGGGAAAGAGAAAUCCCGGUUUGAAGACAUGGCCAAGCAGGACAAAUUACGGUAUGAUCAGGAGAUGAUGCACUACAUGCCUGGCAAGCGAGGCAAAAAGAAGGACCCCAAUGCACCCAAGAGACCACUGUCUGGCUUCUUCAUCUUUUGCUCGGAGCAUCGUCCCAAAAUCAAGGCCCAGUAUCCUAAUUUGGGUAUUGGAGAAGUAGCCAAGAAACUCGGGGAGAUGUGGAACAGCCUCACAGAUGCCAAUAAACAGCCUUAUCUGAUGAAAGCCAACAAGUUAAAGGAUAAAUACCAACAGGACAUUGCUGAUUACAAGUCAAAGGGCAAAGCUGGAGACAUGGUCAUGGGUAUGAGCAUGGGUACAGGUAUGGGCAUGGGCAUGAUGGGAGUGGCCCCUAAACCAAUGAUGAAGAGCAGCAUGGAUGAAGAGGACGAUGAUGACGAAGACGACGACGACGACGACGAAGAGGAUGAAGAGGAGGACGAUGAAUAGGCUUCAUUUUUUAGUGUUUAAGCUAUUAUCAUUGUUAUUAUAACUAUUAUUAUUAUUGAAUUUUCUAUCUGGUUGGAGCGCGGCGGGAACACACUGGUGGUCUGUGGUGCAACACUUUAUUAUUUUGAAUGGUUAAAUGGUUUGUGAUGUUGCUGAGGAAAGGACAAAUACUGUGAGUGAGAACUUAACAGAUGCAGCUUCCUACCUCCUACCAUUUUUGCACGUUUGUGUGUGUGUGUGUUUGUUUGUGUGUGUGUGUGUGUGUGUGUCACAGUGACAGCCCAGUGUCUUCCUGACCUCCCUUCGCUUCCAUUGAUUAGCUAUAUCAAACCAUUUAAACAAGUGGUAGCACCGCUGCAUAUAAACGCAUUAUGAAUUUUUCUCAUAUCAUUUCAUGCAUUAUGAAUUUUUGUUUUAUUUCAUGGGUAUGUAACUGUAACUGUACGAGUCACUAGAUUUUGAUUUGUUAUUAUUGCUCAGUGUUGUGUGUAUCAAAUUGUCAUUGGUGCCUCCGUGCUGCACCCGUAUUAGGACAAGUCAUGCAGAUCUCGGUCCCCGUUAGACGUUCCCCUUUUGUGAUGACCUACACCCAGUGUUCUCCGGCACUAAGCGUAACCAUUACUUGAGAAACUGUGAAAUGGGUCUUGGGUCCAUGCAAAAGGAUGACUUCUGUUAACACACAGCUGUCCUGAUGCAGGCUGGGAAAUAUUUGGAAAGUGCUCUUUGACACACUAUAUUAACAGUUAGUUCAUGCCCAAGCCCGCUUGGGUUAUGAGCACGGGAUGAUUUUAUUUAGGAGUUUUGUGUUUCUUGUCUAAGUGCAUUUUAAUAUUAACUGUUAACUGCGUUCUCUUGAACUGAAGGUGAGGACAAGUGCAACUGUUGACGAUAAAUCUGUACUUAUAUCUGUAUCUAAGAUUUUCUUUUUAUAUGUUUAGAAUGCUACAUUUGAAAUUAAACAGACUCCAUUUUUUUAUAA